GGCAGCUGUCAUCUCUGUGUGAAAUCUUUAGCGCCCUGCUAUGUUCCGCCGCGUGGCGUACUCCGUGCUUGGCCGUGGCGCGCCCGCGUCGUAUUUUAGGGUCCAGUCGUAGCGAAAUGCUGAAUUACUGCCGCAUAAAUAUAUUUUUGUUGGUCGCGUAGUGUUAAUAACUCCACCGCGAGUGCCUUUAGAAGCCGUUCCGUGUCGCUGAAUGAAGUGCGCCCACGUGCAUUUGUUGUAUACAUCUCAUCAAGAUUAAAUUACACACCGGUUCUUGCUCAAGUAAUGAAUAUCUCGUGUCCAUACGCAAUGUAGAAUUUUUAUAGUCGGAAGACAAUUUUCCUACUAGAUAAUAGCCAACGGUAGAGAAAAAGGAGUAGCUUUAACACUAUCGAUAGAAAGCAUCUCGUAAUAAUUGUGGAGCUACAGAAUAUGCACGCAAAGCACACAGAAUAGUACCAAGCAUUGACGAUAGGUCGGUUGUCUUAGCAAGAAUGUGCUGACAGCGACUGUUGCCGCCACUACUUGUAAAUUUAAGGACAGUGCCUAUGCCGUCAACGCUUGUGAAUGAUUGUAGUGAUCUCUCAUGACGAUAGCAGCGAAUAUUUUUGAAGCUGUUCGGUCCGACCCCAUGUGGCCCAACAGCCUGGCGGCCGGGUGCAACCCCGAUGGCGACCUGGCGUUCCCGCCGUUCAGCAGCCCCUGCGGCUCGGGCUCGAGCGCCACCAGCAUGGCCUACCUCAAGAGCUCGCCCUACUCCGUCAACGGCAUCGGCCUGCCCAUGCCAUCCAUGGACUCGCUGCAUUCCAGCAUGGGCUACCCCUCCGCUGCCAACCCUCGGAAGCAGCGCAGGGAGCGCACGACGUUCACGCGCGCCCAGCUGGACGUUCUGGAGGCGCUGUUCGCCAAGACGCGCUACCCGGACAUCUUCAUGAGGGAGGAGGUCGCCCUGAAGAUCAACCUCCCAGAGUCCAGGGUACAGGUGUGGUUCAAAAACCGGCGCGCCAAAUGCCGACAGCAGCAGAAGCAGCAGCACCAGCAGCAGCAACAGAACGGCGGUGAUAAGGGCGGCGGAGGCGGCGGUACGGGCGGCGGCCGCUCGGGCGGGGGCGGCGCGGCCAAGGCCGGCAAGGCGGCGUGCGGGGGCGGCGCCAGCAACAAGUCGCCGUCGCCCGGGUCGGCGGCGGGGCCGGGCGCGGUGCAGCAGGCCCCGCAGCCGCCGGGGGCGGUGGUGGUGUCGCCGCAGACGACGAGCGACGGCUCGGCCACCAGCUCGCCCAGCGUGGCGGCGGCGCGCGACUCGCCCGGCGCCGGCGCCUACAUCAAGCCGCUGCAGCUGUCCGCGUCGCCCCCGGGGGGCGGCUACAACCCGGCCGCCAUCUGGAGUCCCGCCGCUAUCGACUCCUGCCUGGACCAGCCGCACCACCACCGCCCGGCCGUCCCGGCGCCACCCCCGCCGCCUCCGCAGCAACCUUACGCCGCCCCUGGCGCCACCACCGCGGGCACCGGCGCGGGUUCUGCCGCCGCCCAGGCCGCUAACUGCUACCCGCACCAAAACUAUGGCGCGUACUACACCAACAUGGACUACCUCAGCCCGGUAGCGAUGUCUCACUCGCAGCUAAACGUGCCGGAAAAUUCCUUAGAGACUUCUUGGGCAAAAAGCAGAGAAGAAUCUUGGUUUUAUAAUUCAUCUGGCUGGGACAGAAAAUGAGAUUUGUUGUUCACAGUUAGUCUAGUUCCAAGAUGACCUCAGUAUACACAAAACCAAGGUGACCUCUUCCACACCUGGCAGCAUGGAAAUGACCUGUAGGCAUUGCCAGGAAUCAUCAUAGGAUUCAGAGACAAUACAGUCCAUUGUGGCCAGUUUUUGGGGCAAAUAGUUCAUAAUUAUGAAGUUGGCAAAAGUGAUUUGAAAUUAAAAAGAAUUGGAGGUAUUUAAACAUCUUUGUCAAUAACUUGUACAGGUUGCCUCACACAGAAAAUUGUUUUUUCUUGUUUUUUAAAACAUGUAUCACAACACUGUCACUGUAAAGUUAUUUUUACAUAAGCUCAAAAAUAAAUGUAAUGAGUCUACUAUCACUGGAAACACAGUGAUAUGUCAAAGGCAUGCCACUUUUUCCUCUAAGCAAGGUAAUAAAUGAAGAAAUGUCAUUUACUUUGACCUAAAUGUCAGGAUGAACAAUUUGAAAAUUAUUUCCCUAACUGUUUCAGUGUCUUAAAUGAUGUAAUUUUACUAUCAAUUUUCAAAUAGCUUAUCUUAUUACCUUAGCUUUUUUCAUUUGAUGCUGAUUUGUGUCCACUUAAUUUCAAGGUGCAUAUUUACAUUUACAUACAUAUCAUUCUUACAGUAUUCUUCCAAGCCUUUUUAUGGAAAAAGUACAAAAUAUUUUCUUGUAUAUAACAGAAGUGCUGCCCCCCCCCGCACACACACACACACAC
Molecule: messenger RNA, 2439 nt
Organism: Schistocerca americana (American grasshopper)
Lineage: Eukaryota; Metazoa; Arthropoda; Insecta; Orthoptera; Acrididae
Product: homeobox protein OTX2-B-like
Exons: 7
Coding region: 587-1711 (374 amino acids)
Biological process (GO): regulation of transcription by RNA polymerase II
Cellular component (GO): nucleus
Molecular function (GO): RNA polymerase II cis-regulatory region sequence-specific DNA binding; DNA-binding transcription factor activity, RNA polymerase II-specific
Source: RefSeq, a predicted model, not a curated record